CUCAACUCUUGAACGACGGGAACCAACUCCGCCUUCGUGGAAUCGUGCUUGCAAGCUCAUCAGGUUUGGGCGCGUUCUUGUUCUUGUGCCCAAAUGCUAUUCUAAUCAUUCUCAAUCCGACCAUAACAGCUCGCAAACUCCUUCAAGUUCGAGCCUCGCGGAGCGUCGAGCUCGUCCCAAGCACGAUAUCCUUUACCCCGCAUCACGGCGAAUACGUGCGUAACGAGCUCGCAGCAGCGCCCACUCGCAACCUCAUUGCGAGAGUGACUUGUGCGCAUUAACAACGGCAACAAUGGCAUCAGGACAUAAUGACCCGAAGCUGCUGUACGCCAUCAACGGCGUCUCGGCCUACCACAUCGUCAAUGGCAAGGAAGAGCCGCUUACACCUGCCGGCCCGCAGACACUGUCCUUGUUGAUGGUCCCGACAACCUCGGCUUUUGCUGACCCUGCCAUCGAUUCCGAUAACACUCCCGCCGAGCAAGAUUUCUACCUCCAUCUCCAUCUUCCUCCCGAGCUCGACCUUCCCCUCCCGGCCACGACACAGAUCUACCACCAGCCACCCACCAGUUACCUCAUUCCGCGUUGGGACCUCGGCCCGGAUAGCGGCGCCUUCACGAGGAUCGAGUUCCCUUCGGUUGAGAGCAGGAAGGGGAUCCAGGAGGAUGUAGACACUUUUGAGACAAUCCUGGCGCAAUGCACCGCCUUCCUCGAGCGGGCGCCGCCACCCAGGAUUAGUAAGGGUGAGCAGUGGCGGGAGGGCAAGGGCGAGAAGAGCGCCGCGGCAAAGGCGGCACAAGCAGCCGGGGAUACACUCCCUGCAUAUAACCCGGCCGAUUUCAAGCCUGGUGAGGGCUAUGCCCGCGGAAGUCACAGCGGUGCAGCGCCAGGACAAAUUGUUCUUGUUGACGAGGAAGAUGGCAGCGUGAUAGGAGAACUGUCCGACGGGUUCCAGGUCGUCGAGGAUAAUAUGCUGAAGCCAGGAUCGAAAGACCCGGUCGAGAUUACUCUCCCCUCUGAUGGCGGGCAAAAGAUCAACGUCGCACCGAUAUCGCCCGAGCUGUACGGUGUGGAUCUGCAUCCGGCCUACAAAAAGUCAUUCCUCGUGUCAAACGCUUCAGCGGCUUCGCGUUUCAUCAUCACCGGUUCCGACAUGCUCUCCAAACUGCUGCAGAACCAAGCCGACAGCUUCACCAAGAAAGUUCCGCCGAGCGCCAAGCCCAUGACAUUCAAGCCCGCCACGCGCGAGCACAUCCGGCGCAUCAACAACUUCACCGGCAGCGCGGCGACGCUGUCCGCCAAGACGGUCGGGCAGAUCACAAAGGUUGCGCAGAACUGGGGCGCCUCGUUGGGCGGGCACGGCAAGGGCAAAGACGGGUCGGCGCGCCACAAGGGGUUCGACAAGGACGGCAAUCCGCUGCCGACGUACAAGCCGGGCCUGCUCAACAAGAGCAUGAUGGCCUUCUCAACCGUUAUGGACGGCGUUGAGCAGGCCGGGCGGAAUCUGCUCGCCUCGACGUCGGAUGCGGCCACCACGGUGGCGACGCACAAGUGGGGCCCCGAGGCGGGCGAGUUGACGCGCGGCCUUGGAGGCGGAGUCAAGAAUGUCGGCCUGGUUUACAUUGACGUGACGGGUGUCUCGCGCAGGGCGAUCCUGAAGAGCGUGGCCAAGGGCAUGGUUGUCGGCUACACUGCGACGGGAGAUAAUAUCGUGGUGGGAGGUGGCGAUGGGGGUGUCGCCGUGGUUGGCCAACAGGGACCGAAUAAGGAUGUCCAGUCGGUGAGCGGCAUGACGGUUGCUGAAGGGAAACAGCCUGAGGGUGCGUACCCCAUGGACGGCAAGUUUAAGUGAGAUGGGAGUUGGAGCGGUGGGGUGUCGGUAUUGCUGUUCAAGAUGGAACGGUCCUAGGGUUAGGUAUAAUGCUUCGAUAUACAAUAUGUGGGUUCUUUGCAUCUCAUUACCUGAGACGUUGAGUGAUGGUACUCGAUCAGGGGCACAAGGGUUGAGCUGUCGACUUUUCCCAUGC
Molecule: messenger RNA, 2024 nt
Organism: Parathielavia appendiculata
Lineage: Eukaryota; Fungi; Ascomycota; Sordariomycetes; Sordariales; Chaetomiaceae
Exons: 3
Coding region: 293-1849 (518 amino acids)
Biological process (GO): cell division
Cellular component (GO): plasma membrane
Source: RefSeq, a predicted model, not a curated record